GCGUUCGCUUGCCCCGGAUGUGUUCGUGCGCUCUGUUUCUGCAGAGAAGGAGGAGGAUAUGCCUCUGCCCGUGCAGGUCUUUAACUUUCAGGGGUCUGUGGAGCCCAUGCAGAUAGAUGCUGACCCUCAGGAAGACCAGCAGAAUGCACCUGACACCAAUUAUGUUGUGGAAAAUCCCACCCUGGACCUGGAGCAGUACGCCUCAAGCUACAGCGGCCUGAUGAGGAUUGAGCGGCUGCAGUUUAUCGCAGACCACUGCCCUCAGCUGCGGGUGGAAGCCCUGAAGAUGGCCUUGUCUUUUGUCCAAAGAACCUUUAAUGUUGAUGUGUAUGAAGAGAUCCAUCGCAAGCUUACCGAGGCCACAAGGCAAGAGCAGCUCGUGGAAAUGCAGGGGGUCCCAGAUGCCGUUCCAGAGGGGGCUGUAGAGCCCCCUCCCCUUGACACAGCGUGGGCAGAGUCGACCAGAAAAAAAGCUCUGCUCAAACUGGAGAAGCUGGACACAGACUUAAAGAAUUACAAGGGAAACUCCAUCAAAGAAAGCAUCAGGAGGGGCCAUGAUGACCUUGGAGAUCACUACCUGGACUGUGGUGACCUCAGCAAUGCUCUGAAGUGCUACUCCCGAGCCAGAGACUAUUGCACUAGCGCCAAGCAUGUUAUCAACAUGUGUCUUAAUGUAAUCAAGGUUAGUGUUUACCUUCAAAACUGGUCCCAUGUACUUAGCUAUGUGAGCAAGGCUGAAUCCACUCCAGAGAUAGCAGAGCAACGAGGGGAGAGAGAUAGUCAAAACCAAGCCGUUCUCACCAAACUAAAAUGUGCUGCAGGGCUAGCAGAGCUUGCUUCAAGGAAGUAUAAACCCGCUGCCAAGUGUUUCCUGCAGGCGUCUUUUGACCACUGCGACUUCCCCGAGCUACUCUCCCCUAGUAACGUAGCGGUUUACGGGGGGCUCUGUGCUCUGGCAACAUUUGAUAGACAAGAGCUCCAGCGUAACGUCAUUUCCAGCAGCUCAUUUAAAUUAUUUUUAGAGUUGGAACCCCAAGUCCGUGAUAUUAUCUUCAAGUUUUAUGAGUCAAAGUAUGCGUCUUGUCUGAAAAUGCUGGACGAAAUGAAGGAUAAUCUCCUGCUAGACAUGUACCUGGCUCCCCAUGUAAGAACACUGUACACACAGAUCAGGAACAGAGCCCUCAUACAGUACUUCAGUCCCUACGUGUCCGCAGACAUGAACAAGAUGGCCGUGGCCUUCAACACCACAGUGGCAGCCCUGGAGGACGAGCUCACACAGCUGAUCCUGGAGGGUCUGAUCAACGCCCGCAUCGACUCCCACAGCAAGAUCCUGUACGCGCGUGACGUUGAUCAGAGGAGCACGACUUUUGAGAAGUCUCUUCAGAUGGGGAAGGAAUUCCAAAGGCGAGCCAAAGCCAUGAUCCUGAGGGCGGCCGUGCUGCGUAACCAGAUACAUGUCAAGAUCACUGAGCUCUGCUCCUCCCUCCCCAGUCUCCUCCCAGAGAAGGCAGCCAAGGGGAGCUCACACCUGCAAACAGCCAAACACGAAUGAGCACCAACAUGUAACUUCUGAACCGGACGGCUCUCGUAGGGCAGUAUACGGAGCGGUGGCUGCAUCGGCACCAUGGCCCUCCAUUAGAGCUCAGUUCUGUUUCCCUGCUGAAGAAAGAAAGGAAAAAUUACAAUCUAAAGACUUUAUUUAAGUUGGGAAGAAGAUAUUUGUUGUCUGUACUAAAGACAAGCACACCCUGUUGCUCAAAAAAAAAAAAAAAAUUAAAAAAAAUUAAAAAAAGGGGGGUGGGGGAGGGUGGGAAGUGAAGCAGCACAUGUGCUGUACUGGCCUGUUGUUGUUUGUAAGAGAUGCACUUUCCUCUGUAUCUUGUGACAAACCUUGAUUAUUCAAUGAAAAACCUCAUCACAGAAACAUGCUUUUAAAAUAAAUAUACAUCGGAAAAGAUGCUCCCAAA
Molecule: messenger RNA, 1967 nt
Organism: Electrophorus electricus (electric eel)
Lineage: Eukaryota; Metazoa; Chordata; Actinopteri; Gymnotiformes; Gymnotidae
Source: RefSeq, a predicted model, not a curated record